AUGGAAAAAAAACUGCAACGGUUGAAUUUGAUGGUGGGCCUGGUCUUGUUUCUGUUCGACUACGGUUCAGACAUUUACGUUGCAAUUCAAUAUUGGAAUAAUGGCGAAAUUUGGUGGUUUUCUUUGACUGUCGUUUUUAUCAGUGUUCCGUCAAUCAUCGUCAACAUAACAGCCAUCAUUCAAGUGAUAAACGCUUGGAGGUGUAUAGCAGCUCUCCUUCAACUAUCGAUUGUCAUUCGCUACUUUGAGGUAAUUUCAUCGCCUAUCGUCGAUGGAACCUACUCGCUCGCAAGGCUGCGUUAUUUGGAGACAAUCACGGAGAGCGCGCCACAAUGGUGUCUACAGGUUUACAUCAUGCUACGACAGUGGUCUUUUCCAUCGUAUACUAUAGUCUCGAGUGUGUUAUCAUUCCUGUCAUUAAUAUGGAGCAUCAGGACACUGGAAAAAGAAAGAGUUGGCGCUUUCGAAGACGAUUUCGGCUUUUGCGAAGCAUUCGUGUUAGUGAUUUGGCAAAUGUUUACACUAGUAUCAAGACUUUCUGCAAUCGUUAUUAUUAGUUAUGUUUUCCGAUACGCAGUUUUUUUUCUGGCAGGCCAUUGGCUUCUAAUGGUGAUAUAUCAUGUUUUCUUUCAAAGAAUGGGCGAAGAUUUUUUAGGAUUAUUGUUUCUUUCACUCCUUGCUACCUAUCCCUCGCUGUUUCACUCCAUAUCUUUGAACGACAUCCUUUCGUGCAAAAGCCCAAAAGCUGAGAUGAUUGUGGCGUACAUUUUCAUCGUCGUGGAAAACAUCGUCAUCGUUGUGUUGUCUUUAACGAUUGAUAUUCCUGACGCAAAACACAUGGAUGUGUUGAAACCAAUUGCGUAUGGGUGUCUUAUAGGAGGAACAUCAAUAUCAUUUAUUUUCUUCUGUUGUUUUAUAUAUAUAACAAAUACUUCUUGGAUCAACAGCUUCUCUACGCACUAGGCAUCUCACGCAAUUUUUUUUUCUCACUCCCCGACACAGCUCACCCAAGCCAAGUAUAAAUGCCUGAUAUAAAUACAUAAGAGAUGCCUGCGGAGGAGGCUAGCGCCGCACCUCAAUAAAAAAGAAAUAAUAAGCGCCGCUGUUGAAUAAGCGCCGCGGCGCCUAUUUAGAAAGAUAUAAAUAAACGCUAAAAAAUGUAGAAAUAAACGAUUCUUUUCUGUAACCUCUACCAAAAGUUCAUUCGAUUCAUCGGCCUUCAGAAAAUAAUCUAUUUGCUCACUUUGAAAUAAGCGCCGCUGUCGAAUAAGCGCCUUAAAUCGAUAUUUGCAAUAACCGCCGCGGCGCUUAAUCGAUUAUUUACGGUAAGUAUGUAUGAGAAGUAUCUGUGUGAAGGACUACG
Dendronephthya gigantea is the source of this 1363-nucleotide messenger RNA. RefSeq names its product XK-related protein 6-like. NCBI's taxonomy places the organism in Eukaryota, Metazoa, Cnidaria, Anthozoa, Malacalcyonacea, Nephtheidae. The record is from RefSeq and is a predicted model, not a curated record. The coding region runs from base 1 to 963 and encodes 320 amino acids. The transcript has a single exon. Gene Ontology annotation, cellular component: membrane.